UGGACGGGCGAACUACAAAGCCCGGCGGCCCCGACAGCUGGGAAAGACCGAUAAACUUUGAGCCGACCAGGAGAGAGAAAAUCUCUCUUUGUGGUGAGGGGCCUCUUGGGUGGUCGCGGAAUUGGGCUCUGUGCGCUGGGAAGGGGAAGUGGAGGUCUCUGAAAGAAGAUGAAUUUGGCUGAGAUUUGUGACAAUGCAAAGAAAGGAAGAGAAUAUGCACUUCUUGGAAAUUAUGACUCAUCAAUGGUGUAUUAUCAGGGAGUGAUACAGCAGAUUCAGAGGCACUGCCAGUCAGUCAGAGACCCGGCUGUCAAAGGCAAAUGGCAGCAGGUUCGGCAGGAAUUAUUGGAAGAAUAUGAACAAGUUAAAAGUAUUGUCAGCACUUUGGAGAGUUUUAAAAUUGACAAGCCCCCAGAUUUCCCUGUGUCUUCUCAAGAUGAACCGUUUAGAGAUCCCGCUGUUUGGCCGCCCCCUGUACCUGCAGAACACAGAGCUCCGCCUCAGAUAAGGCGCCCCAAUCGAGAAGUAAGACCUCUGAGAAAAGAAAUGCCAGGAGUAGGAGCCCGGGGACCUGUCGGCCGAGCGCAUCCUAUAUCAAAGAGUGAAAAACCCUCCACAAGUAGGGACAAGGAUUACAGAGCCAAAGGGAGAGAUGACAAGGGAAGGAAACAUAUGCAAGAUGGUGCAAGUGAUGGUGAAAUUCCAAAAUUUGAUGGUGCUGGAUAUGAUAAGGACUUGGUGGAGGCCCUCGAGAGAGACAUCGUGUCCAGGAAUCCUAGCAUUCAUUGGGAUGACAUAGCGGAUCUGGAAGAAGCUAAGAAGUUGCUGAGGGAAGCUGUUGUUCUUCCGAUGUGGAUGCCUGACUUCUUCAAAGGGAUUAGAAGGCCAUGGAAGGGUGUGCUGAUGGUUGGACCCCCAGGCACUGGUAAGACUAUGCUAGCUAAAGCUGUCGCCACGGAAUGUGGCACAACGUUCUUCAACGUUUCCUCUUCUACACUGACGUCUAAAUAUAGAGGUGAAUCUGAGAAGUUAGUCCGUCUGUUGUUUGAAAUGGCUAGAUUUUAUGCCCCCACCACAAUCUUCAUUGAUGAGAUAGAUUCUAUCUGCAGUCGAAGAGGAACCUCUGAUGAACAUGAGGCCAGUCGCAGAGUCAAGUCUGAACUACUCAUUCAGAUGGAUGGAGUUGGAGGAGCUUUAGAGAAUGACGAUCCUUCCAAAAUGGUUAUGGUGUUGGCUGCUACUAAUUUCCCAUGGGACAUUGAUGAAGCUUUGCGAAGGAGAUUAGAAAAAAGGAUAUAUAUACCACUCCCAACAGCAAAAGGAAGAACUGAGCUUCUGAAGAUCAAUCUUCGUGAGGUUGAAGUGGACCCUGAUAUUCAACUGGAAGAUAUAGCAGAGAAGAUUGAGGGCUAUUCUGGUGCUGAUAUAACUAAUGUUUGCAGGGAUGCCUCUUUAAUGGCAAUGAGACGGCGAAUCAAUGGCUUAAGUCCAGAAGAGAUCCGUGCGCUUUCUAAAGAGGAGCUUCAGAUGCCUGUGACCAGAGGAGACUUCGAAUUGGCUCUUAAGAAAAUUGCUAAGUCUGUCUCUGCCGCAGACUUGGAGAAGUAUGAAAAAUGGAUGGUUGAAUUUGGAUCUGCUUGAAUUUCUGACAGGUCUUCUUGGGACCUUCCCUGUAAAUUUGGAGAGGCUCAGCAGUGACCGAGGGCCUUGAGACCUGAAACUGGGAGCAAAUGGUGUGGUCCAGUCCCCUCAUCUUACAGGUGAAGGAUGAACCCAGGGGGAUUUUAACAUACGUGUUCAAGAUCACAUUCUGAACUGGGAAAUAAGACUUCUAUCUAUAUCUGAUCUUGAAGAAGGCUGCAGAUAACGUGCAAAGCAGACAAGCCAGAUGACCAAACAUUUAUUAAGGAUCUUUAAGCCUCUGAAGCAUGAUACCAAUACAGAGUAGUCACCCAAGUUGAUGUUAAGAAUAUGAAAUGGAGGAUAAAUUGACACCAUAGGAUUGGAACUAACAUUUAUAGUGUUUACUAUGUGCUAGAUACUUUUAUUGUUUUAUUGAAUUCAUACGCUAGUUCUAAAAUGUAUUUACUGCUAUUCUCUUUUUGCAGGAGAGGAAACUGAGCUUUAUAGAAAGACUUGCUCUAGUUAUUUGGCUACUAAGAAAUGGAAGAAAGAAUGGAACCUAGGUCAGUUUAGUUGUAGAACCUAUUCCUUUGCCAUGUUCCAAGAUUACUUUCAACAAUGUUAAAUGCAAACUCAAUUCUUGAAAUAAAUAUGUUACAUUCACCCAUUUUUCUGAGGUUAUUAAUCUGUCUUUUACCUUCCCUUUCCUGUAUGCUUUUUUUAACCAGACUUUUAGGCAGACUGCUGUGAUAUAUUCUGUUACAGUAUUUACAUUUAUAAUGACAGGAAAAAAUAGUGGCUCUUGUGUUAUGAGAUUAAAAUGAAUUUGGGAAUAUUGCUGCCAUUUAUUAUUAUCAGAGUGUAAAUAUAUACCUACUUGUUUUUCAUGGAAGGCUUUAUGAAAUGAGCCUAUCAUUCCAAGAGUUUUUAUGAAUUACAUUUAGACCACCAACUUCAGUGACCUAGAGCGCUGUCAGUCAUUUUUGUUAGUAAGCUUCCUGACAGCGGUCUGCCCCCCGGAUGGCAGCUCCAGAGUCAUUAGCUGUAUGCAUGGUCUCCGUCAGUUACUAGGAGAGCAGCCCCAGUGUACUUGGCCCAGGGUUCAGUGUCCGUGUUUGAAGCACUACCCCAGAGCUGAGUUUAGUCCUGAAUGUUCAAAAUGGUUUCACUUAGCACAUCUUAAAUAACUUAUUUAAAGACAUAACUAAUCAUGAUAUGACUACUGUAUUCCAUAACAUAAAUCUUAAGCUAUAGUGUUAGUAAUUAUUGUGUAAUUAGAGAUGGGUGAAUCAACUUCAUUUGGGAUUCGUAAAAUACCUCAAGCUAUUUUUCAAACAUUUUGAAAUAUAUUUUGUAACAUUUCUCAAACAUACUUUACCAAGCAGAUUUCCUCUAAUUUUUAAACCCUUGUGUAUUUUAAGGGAAAUUUAAUCCAUAUGUUUCUGAUUCAUUUGCACUUAACUCAUCUAAGUUAUUUUUUAAGAACAAUUUGGUUUCCAAGAAGCCUUAGGAACCCUUCUCAUGAAUUCUAUCAUCCUUUGAAAGCCUUUUCCCCAAUCAAAACUUUUUUCUCCAAGGAUAAAUGUGCAUGAAAUGUUUCAGUUCAUUUUACAAUUUAGAGCCCAUAUUUCACAAUCUAAGCUAGUUCUGAAUUUAAUGUAAUGUUACUCUGCCUUUACUGUAAGAACUUGCUUUGUCUCUCUUCAAAGCAAGUCUCUGCAGAGAGCUUGUAAUCACAGUGUGCUCUUUUGAAAACACAGUGCCCUGACAUUCUAUGCUGUCAUAGCACAGGUGACAGACGUGGGUUGAUCAAACAUGUCAAACUGAAGUGUCUGUUUAGUGCGCUGAAUAUGUAUACAUAUUUGUACAUAUUCAAAUAUACAUGUACACACUCAUAAAAAUGUUUAAAUUUUUAUAGGCUAUCUUUUUUGUUUUUACCUCUACUUAUAAUUCUCACAAGACAUUACUGUAUUCUGGAUGAAUUAGUGAUUUAUUGUUCUCAUCUCUCUUCAGAAAUGUCUUUCACUUGAGACUUAGUCAACAGGUUUCUGUUGCCUAGCAAGUAGGUCUUUGAGAACAGCUCUUUGUGUAGUUUUAAUGGAACAGCUUGAUUGUAUGAAAUCUUCUUAGAAAAAUUAAGGUCAUUGCAGUGAAGGUAAAAGGAAAUAAGCUGACAGCUAAUUGGACAGAGUGUCAUACACCACAGCAACUCUGGAAAAGAUUUGCAGAAACAUAGCAACAAAAGAAUGGGGUUUGCUUAAGGCAGCUAGAACCUGCAUUCAGAAAUGUUCACGUUAAAAGAAAGACAGCAGCAUUUUCUUGGGUUCUCAUUAGGGAAUUGUGUGAAAUACAUAGGUGCUAAUCACAAGAAAUAGCCUCUUAAGUUCCUAUUUUUAAUGGAAACUAUCGUUUUUUCCCCUGAAUUUUUUAGUGUGGGAUUUUUAAACAAUGAAACCAUCUUCUCUGUACUUUUUAAACCAUACAGUUUCUUACAUAUUUUGUUAGUUUGUGCUAUUAAUGAACUCUUAAUAUUUUAGGAAAUAUAGAUAAAUAAAUUAAUAGAUAAAUUCCUUUUAAGAAUUAACACCUAAAUUUUUCUUUGUUUAAACCAAAAUGAAAAACUUCAUGCGUGAGGGGAGACUUUUAAGUUUUACUUUGUAUUUUUCCGUAUGGUAAUUAUUUUACUUUACAAAGGAAAUAUGCUUACAAAAUAUUAAGGUAGUUUUUAAAAAGCAAUAUUUAUAGAAAUUGAGUAAAUGCCUGCUCUUACUUCUGCUUCCCAAAAGCCUUUGGCCUAAAAGUCGGUCGUGGCUCUGGACCUUAUUUCAUUUGACUCACAGGGCAAGAUUGUUCUGGUCAUUGUCACUGUGACAAUGAUCCUGGGAUCAUUGAUCAGUGAUCCCCAUUGUCACUGUAACCUGGAUCAGUGAUCUGCAAAGUUCUGUGAUGAUGCCUCUCCAUCAAUAAAAUGUUUGUGAGUUUUAUACUGUUACUAUGUUGAUGCUUUACAGAAUAUUUGUAAUUUACAGUAGUAUUUGUAUGUAAUUUAUAAAAAUACAAAAUUAGAAAAUUUAAAGACUAUAAAUAUGAAAACACUGAAAAAUAAUUUUAUUGGUACAAAAUGCCCUAAAAAAACUGAAUAAUAUUUGUAUUGAGGGCCAUGAGAUUAAAUAUGCUUCGUUUUUUUUAAAGCUUGUACUAACCAGGUACAGCGAUUUAGUUUAUUUUAGUGCUUAAUUUUAAUGACUGUUGGAGGUGAAAAAGUUACUUCACAAUGGUGUGUGAUCCAAGUGGAAGAAAUGAAUCACUGGCUGCAAGUACAUGUCAUGAGCUUCAUUUUUUAAUCAUGCCCUCUAAUUAUGCAGAAGUUUCCAUUUAACUUUGGCUGUUAAAUUUGCAUCUUCCCUGAUAUCAGUCAGUUCUUGCAAAUUAAUUGGAAGUUUGCAUUUUAUAUGAAUAGUUUCAAAACCCACUGAACCUCUUCAUUUGGAAGAUUUUUAAACAAAUAGGAAAAUUGUUUCAAGUUUAAGUUGUACAUUUUAGAGUUUUUAAUGAGAGAUUCACUGUUUUGUUUUUGGCAACAAAAUCACGGAACAAUGGAAAUAAAUGCUCUAGGUCAGGGAGUCUUCCCUCGGCCUGCCUGACCCUCAUGUGCCCAGGAAUUCCAGUUCUCAGCCAGUCCCGCUGAGUGUUUUCCUGGUUCUGCUCCAUCUGGACAUGACAGUCCUUAAAUGACUUAGGAUAAGUUUAAUUCCUGUUGUGAGUUUUCAUCCUCCUCAGUCUUAAAGUAAUUCCUGACUUGUAGGUAUAGUAUGAGUGUGUCACUGUACAUUUCUUCCACUUCAGUUAUCAGUGGUCUCUGUGCCAGUGUCCACAGCAGUCCCUCCAGCUUAUGUCAGGGACUUCCCCUGGGAGGCACCAGCUUGUUGCAGCUCCCCAGGUUCUGGUGCAGGACAUUCAGAUGGCUGUCAGCUACCAGAGGCAGUGCUGUUGCUUGCUGACUCCUUGUUCAUGUUCAACUAGAUGUGAGUGGAAUUGUCAAAGGGAGGACCAAGAGUAGAAGAGAGACUUUUAGUUACUAACAGGAAAGUGGUAAGGUAUGAGAGUCAGACUGGAAGGAAGAAUCAGGGAAGGAGGACCUUGAGCUUUCCAAGGGAAGAAAUCCCCAUGUAUUCUAUGACUGGGUGAAGAAGAGUGGCAUGAACCAUAGAUGUUUGGUCUUACUUGGAUGGUGCGUACUCUAGUCAAAGAAUCUUUCUUGGUCUGUGGCUAGAGAUCUGUUAGCUGUUUAAACGAGGGGUCUGUCUGUUGGAUCAUGAGAGGCAUUAUGGAAUUAUGAGAACUUCAACUCUGGAGUCAGAAACCUAGAUUCCAGCCCCAGCUCUGCCACUUCCAAGCUGUGUGACUUUGGGAAAUUUACUUAUUCUCUCUGAGCCUCUGUUAUCUCAUCUUAAAAUGGAUAUGAUAAUAAUAGUACAUUCCUUAUUGGACUGUUGAGAAGAUGAAAUGAGAUACUGAAUUUAAAGUGCUUAUCAGUUUCUAGCAUUGUGAUAAAACCUCAGUAUAUGUUAGCUGCAAGGUGUGCUAGAGCUGGCACGUAACAGGCUUUCCCAGAGCCAAUUGUUGAAUAUUAAGGAAGGUUGCAAGUCUUUCAACUGCUGAAAUUGGCCAUAGUGAGAGUCCUUACACUCUCUACAAGUCAAGGCUCCCUCCUUCACACAACUCCCUUGGAGAGCCAGUUUACCGGCACAUCACUGGUUACUAUCUUUAUUUUGUGGGGUUUUUUUGCUUCUGCAAAUAGAGCAGCUCUGGAUAACUAGCGUGGCUCUUUGUCAGUCCCUCUGAAACAAGUAGUUGUGGUGAUGAAUAAUACUCCUAACCCUCACCAGUCAUAGCAAAUAGGGUCAGUUUAAUUUGCAGUGAGCCACUUUCGUCUCCAGGGGUGAAUGGCUGUUUGGGAUCUGCCAAAAUUAGAGACCACUCUCUUCUCUGAGCUAGACUUUGCUCUGAUGCUUUCACUGCAGUGUAACAGAAAUCUUAGGAUGCCAGAAAUAGAUCACAGGAUUUCACUGCCGUUUCAUUCCCUGACUGAUCCAGUCUGAGCUCGCUCUAGGCAAUACCACAGUGCCUUCAGCCUUUUGCUAACAGUGAGAUUCUUCAGUCUCCCCAAAGGUUCUGAACCCCCAAACUGGGCUGGCUUACCUCGUGGUCAUGUCAGACACUUGCACACGGACGUGUUUUGCCAAGUGCUUGUGAGAGGUGUUUGGCUGUUUUUCAGCAAAGGUAGGAGAGGCAGGAGGAAAGGGAGUUCUGUCCUCACUUCUUUUAGUAUCUUCCCUGAACCAAAAAGUGGAGUUUGGUGGUAGCACCCGGUUAGAGGUCUCUUUUAGCACACUAAGGAUCAAAUUUUUCCCUAUUUACAGUAGAAACAAAAAAACAAGCAUAAUUUCCCAAAAAAGCAGCUCUUUAAAUAGGGAAUUUACCAACUCCACUCUGUCUUAUUGCAGAUAAAUACAUAUCUUCGCAAGAGGAUCGCGCAAGUUUUUGUGUUCCUUUCUUAAGAAUCACAGACUAGAGUUGCAGGUUGUUACUCAUUUGCUUUUUACAAGAAAGAAAAAGCAUUACAUCACGUCAGAGGGUCUCAGGUUCCAGAAAGGGGAGCUUUCCAAGGUUUUCUGUGUAAGGAAGUUUCUGUGUAAUCCAUGGGGAAUUAUGCAGGAAAGGGGGCUGGAGGAUCUAGCCAGGACUUAUUUUUCCAUCUAUUUGAAUUUGAAUCUUAGACAAAUAUGUUAUUAUUUAUGUAAAUUUAUUUAGACCUUUAUAAAGUCAGUUUAAGUUAUUGAAUGCCCCACAGAUUCUAAGCACAGCCCGUGCCUUAAGGAACUCGUCCUGGUCGAGAAAGCCCUGAAACAAACCCUCAUAGAAUGCUACAGUCAUACGUCACCUAACGACGGGGAUAUGUUAUGAGAAAUGCAUCGUUAGGCGAUUUCAUCGUUGUGUGAACGUCAUAGAGUGUACUCCCAGAAACCUAGAUGGCAUAGCCUGCUACACACCUAGGCUAUGUGGCACUAAUCUUACGGGACCUCGUCGUGUACGCAGUCUGUCGUUGACUGAAAUAUUAUGCGGUGCGUGACGGUAUGUGCAUUAAUAACAGUGAGUAUGUGACUGAGAAGUGUGGAGGAGGAAAAGGACAAGGAAGGCUUCACAGAGGAGGUGAUGUCAGCUAUGUUCUGAAGCAUGAAGAAGAGUAUACUAGGUGGCAAGAGAGGGAAAACUAACCCAUGCAGAGGAAACAGUCACCACCUUCCUGGUGACUUGUGUUAGAGUUACAGUUGCCUUUUAUUAGAGCGAGUUCUUUUCUUCACUAGAUGGUGAUCUCUAUGAGCACAGGGAGCAGUCUCUCAUCAUUGCCUCCUCCACAAGGCUUUGAGUAUUGUAGGUGUUCAUAUCCUCAGUGGGCAGUGAGAAUCUGUAACCAUACAAGAAGGUCACUUUUCUUCGUCGUGACCCUGUAAGCAAGGCUGUUCUGAAGAACACUGACAUGAAGAAACGUAUUCACUGCGUGAUGAUGGCAAAGCUCAGAUUUGAAGUCAGAUUCUAAGAGAAAGCCCAGAGCAAAAUUGGAUGUCUUGUCUGUGACCAUGGUCUAAAUAAACAGAAAACUUCACUUCCUUGCAUUUUUGUGUAGCUUAAAGGUACGUUAUUGUGAUUACUGGUCAUUGAGUUGUUGAUAAACUGCUUUGCCUGCUUUCUCAAGAGGCGCAGCAGCUUUCCUCUCAGUGGUUUAAUGUUUAUGUGCCGUGGAUGAUGACACAGCGCUGCAGUCACAAUAUCUUCUUGGUGCUAUGAAAGCCCUCCAUUUUUCCAGGUCCGCAUGCAGUCUGUUAGUCCAUCUUGGAGUUGUCUAUAGGAUAGAAUGUUUUCCACUUAUGAACCAGGCCUACUUUAUGAAUCAAAAGGCACUUCUUAAUUUGCAGUUGUAUAUUAAAUUCACACAUUUCAGAUGGAAAUUCACACAAUCUAUUUUGCAUUACUCACACUUAAUAGUAAUUUCUUUUGGCUAUUGCCCUCAGGCCAUAUAAGAAUGAAAAAAAAAUUUGAGCCCUUUAUUUUGACUAUGUUCACAGAUUGUAAAUCUGAUUAGUUCUCUGAUUUUUUUUUUUCUCUUAAAGUAACAUCUGCAUUACUCACUGAACAAAGACUGAUAACUAGGGGCAGGUUUGCCUUAUAACCAUGUUCAUCAUACCUAAGUUAUUCUGUCAGUUCACUUGGAAGAUGCAUCUGUUUUUCUGCACUAAUUUGCUGCGUCAAGUUCAUGUGUGCCACUAAUAGAUGUGAUAUGCACCUGUGAAAUGGUGAGGAAAAUUAUGUCCAGAUUAGGUAAUGCUUUAAGACUGAUUUAUUUCAGAGCUGAAAGGAACCUUACAGAUCAUUGAAUCCAGUGUUUCUCAUACUGAGCUACAAAAUCUAUUUGUCCUUUGAGAAAUGUUUAAAUACUGUGUUUUCAUUAGGUGAACAAUUACAAAAAACAUAUAAGCACAGUCUGGCCUAUGGGGAUGACCUCUCUGAAUUGAGAACCAUGAGAUUUCAAAGGUCGCAUGAUUUGGCUCCAGUGAUAGGAUCUAGGUUUCCUGCAAACCUAAAGGAAUUCAGCAAGUGGGAGCUGCCUCGGGCCUCUGGAUGGCAAGUUCAGGGUCCCUCUCACCACACUGGACUCCAAUGAGAUGUAUGGUGUUUUGAGGGCAUGACUAUAAUGGUGGUGUCAUGCCAGCCCCAAAUUCCUAUGGGAGGCAGCUUGUGCUACAGAUUUGAAUAGUUGUAUAUUUCUGAUGUCUAUCAUACUGUCUGAAUUACAAGGUUACUGCUGUCAGGAGCUUUCAUUCUUAGGUCACACAUUAGCCAAGCCAUCCUUGUCAUUCUUUGAGUAUUUAUCACAUAUGCCCAGUGGAGGGUGGUGGAUCAGUCAGCUUUCUCUAGGUAAGACUGAGGUAAUGAAAUAACUCCAAAAUUUCUGUGGCUUGCAAUAACAAAAGUAUAUUUCUUGUUCACACAUCAUCUGCAGCUCUGUUUUGGCUGUGAUUCAGCUCCCUGCAUUAUCUCAUUUUGAGAUCUAUGGUACCUGCAGUUACCCCUGUUUUCAGGACAUAAGGAAAAGAGCAAGAAGGCUUUGAAACACUCAGGCCCUUAAAACUUCUUUUCAGAUGUCCCAUACAUCAUUUCUGUUGUGUUCCACUGGCCAAAACAAGUUGUAUGGCCAAACCCUUUGUCAGUGGAACUGGGAAAUAUUAUUCUCUCCACAAGGCGUCACAUGGCCGUGGAUAGAGAUGUACAGUCAUAUGUCGCUUAACGAUGGGGAUAUGUUCUAAGGAAUGCAUUGUUAGGGAAUUUCAUCGUUGUGUGAACAUCUUGGAGUGCACUUACACAAAGCUAGAUGAUACAGCUUGCUACACACCUAGGCUGUGUGGUACUAAUCUUAUGGGACCGGCGUCGUGUAUGGGGUUUGUUGUUGACCCAAAUGUUGUUGUGCAGCACGUGACUGUAUAAUCCUCUUCCAGGCAGGGGGUUGAGUAAUUGGGAACAAUAAUACACUCCACCACAGGCAACCCAUAGAGCUGUGCACCUCACCAUCGCUCGUCACUCUGGCUGGCUGGGCUCUUCAGUUUGGCUUUCUGUUUUUAAUUUUCAUUUUUUCUCAAUUGCAAGUUUUAGAAGUGGAAAGCUUUAGGGUUGGAUGGACAUUUAGAGAUCUCAUCUCGUGCUUUUAUUUUUCUAGUAGAGGGACUGAGGCCUAGUGAGGUGAUUUGCCCAAGAUUGCACAGCAAGACUUUACUACAGUGCUCUCUUCACAGCAUCAACUUGGAAAAUGUUGGAGAAGAAUUGCUGCUUUGCUAAUUGUAAGGGAAAAUGGUUCUCUUGUUCCUGAAAUCAUACCCCUCCUGGGAGACAGAGGAAUAAAACAGAACCUGAAUGGUCAGUCUUGGAAUGAAAACUGGCUCAAUUUUCUAUCAAUUUUUUUUCUCAGCCACAUUCGUAUUAGGGGCAACUUAUUUAAAUUUAUUAUGUAGCAUCAACAGAGCACCAGGAUUUGUUUAGUGCUACAGUAAGUCACAGUUCCUGCCAAGGCAAAUUGCAUCUCUAUUUUAUAAAUAGUCUGUACCCUGUGCUUAUUUGAUUUAAAAUAAAAUCUGUAUGUAGUAUGCAGUAUGUUUCCUUUGAGCCUUUGUGUGGGGGAGCAGUCUGUGGAUGAGUUCAUACUGGAGACGUUCAACUGAGUGAGAGCUGUUCACUGGAUACUCCAUGGGCUUCUAAUGUUCUCCUGGUGCUUAACUGAUAAAAAAUAAAACCCAGCACUGCCUGCGGGAAAUGUGGAUAAUCUUUAUUCAGCUACUGACGUUCCCAGCACCCCACUUCACAGAUUUCAAAUUCUGAAGUCAAUGACCAAUGACAAAGUGAUAAAAUGGAUAGAAGUUACUGGAAGAGCUCCCAUGUAGAGGACUGUAGUUGGGAGACAACAGGAGGAGGCAAAAUAGGAGCUGCCACUACGUCGGGGAGGGGGUGGUUAUGGGGGAGACACAAGUGCUUACUGCGUGAGAGGAUUACAAAUAAGAUUUGAAAGGAAAGUGAGUGGGAUGAUUGCUCAAGUGCCCCACUAAGCCUUUAAUGUACAGUGUAAUCUCUUUUCUCGGAGGCAAAGCUCACAGACAAGAACCUAUUGAUGAAUGACUGCACAAAUCUAGGUUAACAAUCAUGCUUCUCAUUCUAAAAUCUCUUGCAUCUGUGACCAAAAUAAUUUAAAUAUUUGAUUGCAUUUGUCAGUGUCUUAGACAAUGUAGGCCACAAAAGUAGGGAAUUUCUUGAGGUUAAGUGGCACAUAUGAGUAGUGCUAUAGGGUAGAAGGGGCACCCCCUCCCUGGACACAGUUUCCACCUUUACCCUAUGGCAGUGGAAAGGGGAGGAAAGGGGAGGAAAGGACACACCUAAAAGGAGUUGGUUGAAAACUGCUUUGGCCUCUGGAGACUAGAGGUAAGGUUAGUCCGACUAAAUUUUGAAAAGGCCUCUUUCUGUUUUUUCACUUCCUCGCCUCCUAAAACAUCUCCCUACAAAUCACCUGCCCAGUUCCCUUAGGUUUUCUAAAACCUCACGCUUUAACAUCCACUCAGCCUGCUCCAUAUUGCGUCAAGGAAAUAUCCCCACCCGCCGUCUCAGUCAGGGUGCCUUUGCCCUGAGUGGCGGUGUUAGGAAAGCAAUCUGGUUCAAUUUUGUUGUAUGUACUGACAUUGCAGUACUUUGCGUAUUCUUCAGCUUGUUUUCCCCAAUCUUUCCUUUCUCUGUGGCUACAAUUUCUAAUUACCCUGAGGUACAAAACUUAGAUCCAUAAAGGUUCUAGAUAAUCAGUUAGGGUGAUUAUCAGGACCACGUAGGGAGCUUUUAGAAAUACACAUGCCUAAACCCCCUCCCUUGAGAUCCUGAUUUGCUAAUUGGAGGCUUUGGAGUGUUGUAGGUGUCUGAAUUUUUAAUAAGCUUCCUAGAUCAUUUGAAUGGAAUCAUGUAGUUCUUUGCCUCCCUGGGAAAGAACGCUUGCAUAGGAAAGCCUGCGUUCUCUUGAUGCUUGUCGUAAUAGAGGGAGGUGCUGCUUGUCACCUUAGUACCUUAGUAAUACUCCUAGAAUCAGCUUUAGUUGAUUUUAGUUGACUUUUUAUUUUUAGAAUUCUUCAAUUUCUUUUCUCUUAGAAGGGCUGAUUAAAUAUUCUUAGACUCUAUUCUGCCUGCCCAAUUCCUAGCUUGUAAAUUCAGCCACCAGCAGGGAUUAGAAAUACUAUAGUCCUUGAAACUGCUUGGUUUAAGGAAGGGCAAAACCCACCCCUGAGCCUGAUCUUAUUAGAUGGUCCUAAUUCCCUCCCCCAUAUGCUUUCUUCCUUUUUAUUGGAACCUCUCUUUACCCAUUUUUCACCCCAGGGGUUUUUUGUUAUGUAAGAAAGUUAUUUCAAUUGUUGUGAAUGUCUUAUCAUUCUUAAUUUCAUUACCAUACAGCACAAUCAUGGCUGUGCACAUCAUUAAAAUGUAUUAGAUUUACUUUGUUCUAAGUUUUAUUUAAUGCUAACACUGAACUGUGUUUGUGUGUUGCUCUGAUACCAUGCCUGUAUACUAAAAAAUUAAUAAAACAAAGUAGGACGAUUGUCUGGUAACAUUA
This is a messenger RNA of Equus caballus (horse), 12814 nucleotides long. The record is from RefSeq and is a predicted model, not a curated record. NCBI's taxonomy places the organism in Eukaryota, Metazoa, Chordata, Mammalia, Perissodactyla, Equidae.